AUGCCCGUCUCUGACUAUCUGCAGACAGACGACCUGACGAUUCUCCUCGCUGUCAUCUCCGCCACCGUCUUUCUCCUCAACAACCUCUACAAACCACAGCCGCUCGUGCACCCCAUCCUCCUCGGACGACAGAGUGACGUGGGCAGAGCUCGCAAUCCAAAGGAAAGCGCCGUAUACAGAAACUAUGCAACUGGUCUCCUAGGCAGAUUCCCCAUCUCUCCAGCAAAGGACGUCCACAUCCUCCCUGACUUUGUCCGUCCAGAGGUCGACGCUCCCCGCACACUCUGGUCCACAAAGCUCGCCAACGCACACUUACAAGACCGCGCAGCAGCAUUCGCCACCGGUCUCCUGCGCACUCUCGGCGCGCGCAUCCAGACGGCCUCCCCGACCGUCCUCUUACUCCUCAACGACUCGCUCGAAUUCGUCGUUGCCGACCUCGCGCUCGCAGCCCACUCCAUCCUCUCCAUCACCCUCGCCACAAGCGACCUCCUCGACCCCGUCCUCGACGCACACACUCCCUCCGCCAUCAUCACCCAUGCCUUCCUCCUCCCCCAGCUCCUCGAGCUCAUAUACGAGGGCGGCGAGCGCGCGAGGGAGUAUGCUAUUAUCCUCGUUGGUGAGCCGAGUCCUCAGGCUAUGGCUAGCGUCGCGAGCAACGUCAAGAUCUACAACUUUACCGAAAUCGAGCGUCAAGGCUUCAAAGUCGAAAAAAUCCUCAGCCCACUCCCAAAGCCCAGCGAUGUGUUUAGUGUUGCGUUCUACCGCACGCCUGGAGGUGCGAUUCAGGGCGCGCAGCUGACGCAUGAGAAUGUUACCGCUGGUGUUGCAGCGCUCCGCGCGUUGUUCCCGCAGACCUCGGGUAUCUCCUCACUGGACACUAUCUCCUCCGCGCAUUCAAUGAGCACGCCGUACGGGCGCGCAGUAGCGUACCUCGCCAUCCUCGAAGGCGCGAGCUUCGCCAGCAUCGUCGGAAGUGAGAUCUACGUAAAAGACGACAGCACACCAAAGCCGCAAGACGCGAGCGCGCUAGCGACGCGCAAGUACCCCAUCCCCUCGCCGACCGUGCUCUUCAUCACCCCAGCGCACCUGACGUCCGCCGUCCAAUCCAUCCUGUCCUCCGCGCGCUCGGCGUCAUGGGCCCUCUUUGCGCUCGGGUGGCGGCAUAAGCUCGUGGGGCUCGCGAAUGGGUGGGUGAGCAACUUGAGCUUGUGGGAUCGGCUUGUGUUUGAUGCGGCGCGGGUGAAGGUGCUUGGGGAGGCGGGGGGGAGUGUGAGGGAGGUGGUUGUUAGUGGUGGACCGUUGGAUGAGGAGAUUAUGACGCCUGCGCGUGUGGCGCUCAGCGUGGCGUUUGUGAAUGCUACGACGCACCCGCUGGUCGCAGCACCCGUGCUCGCGACACAUCCGUUGGAUCUACAGGACAUCCCGCUCGCUGCGUCGCCUCUCACAGCGAAAGACAAACCCAGCAAAUCCCCGUCGACGGGCAAAGCCCAAGGGAAAGCGCACACGGGCCCGCCGGGUGUGAACGUCGAAGUCAAACUUGUAGGCGUGGACGAUGAGGUUGUGGAAGGAGGCGGGGAUCCGGUGGGAGAGCUUGUGGUUAGAGGACCGCCGGUGGCGGGUGCGGUUAGUUUGGAGGCGUUUGCGCGCGGGGUCGGUUUGGAGGAGGGGAGUGGGAAGGUGCAGGGGGAUGUGGUGGGUGAAGGAGCAGGGGGGGAGGGGAGGGAGGAGUGGGUUCAGACGGGGUAUUGGAUGAGGGUGCAUUCGAAUGGCGCGUUUAGGGAGGAGGAGAAGACGUGUCUGCGAUACGCAGUGCGCAGCGUAGUGCGUAGUCUGCAGGAGGAGGAGAUCGAACGGUGGAUGCUUGAUUUGUAA
Psilocybe cubensis is the source of this 1872-nucleotide messenger RNA. RefSeq lists its product as uncharacterized. The transcript is spliced from 7 exons. NCBI's taxonomy places the organism in Eukaryota, Fungi, Basidiomycota, Agaricomycetes, Agaricales, Agrocybaceae. Gene Ontology annotation, cellular component: membrane; endoplasmic reticulum. Gene Ontology annotation, molecular function: long-chain fatty acid-CoA ligase activity. The record is from RefSeq and is a predicted model, not a curated record. The coding region runs from base 1 to 1872 and encodes 623 amino acids.